AAAGGAAGAGCUAGAACUGCUAAGCAUGAUGGCCUUCUAUAAGCACCACGCUUUCUCAAGCUUCUCGAUGUUUUUGUUGUUUCCAUUGCUCUUGCAAUUUCAGUUUGGUAAAAGUGAGCUCCAACUUAACUAUUACUCCAAUAGUUGCCCAAAAGCUGAAGAAAUCAUCAAGCAAGAGGUCACCAAGCUAUACUAUGAACAUGGGAACACAGCCGUUUCGUGGUUAAGAAAUCUCUUUCACGAUUGCAUCGUUCAGGGAUGUGAUGCAUCUCUAUUGCUAGAGAGUGUGAAUGGCACAGAGUCAGAGAAGGCAUCGGGGAGGAGCUUCGGGAUGAGAAAUUUCAAGUACGUAAACACAAUAAAAAAGGCCCUUGAGGACGAAUGCCCUUCCACAGUUUCUUGUGCUGAUGUUGUUGCUCUUUCUGCAAGAGAUGGCAUUGUCAUGUUAGGAGGGCCACGCAUUGAGAUGAAGACGGGAAGGAAGGACAGCAAGGAGAGUUAUGCAAGUGUGGUGGAAGAGUUUAUUCCUAAUCACAAUGAUUCCAUAUCUUCAGUGCUUUCUCGCUUUCAGUCCAUCGGCAUCGAUGCCGAAGGAACAGUGGCCAUUUUAGGAGCUCACUCUGUGGGUCGAGUCCACUGUGUGAACCUGGUAGGGAGGCUCUACCCAACCGUGGAUCCAACCCUAGACCCUGACCAUGCCGAAUACCUCAAAGGUCGGUGCCCAAAUCCAACCCCAGACCCAAAAGCAGUUCUCUACGCAAGGAACGACCGUGAAACACCCAUGCUUCUCGACAACUAUUAUUACAAGAACCUGCUAAGCCACAAGGGUCUGCUCACCGUCGACCAAGAACUAGCUUCUGACCCAGGUACAUUGCCCUUUGUGGAAAAGAUGGCCGCCGAUAACGACUACUUCAGCGAGCAGUUUUCUAGGGCUGCCCUUCUUUUGUCUGAGAACAACCCGCUUACUGGAGACCAAGGAGAAGUUAGAAAGGAUUGCCGAUAUGUGAAUGCAAGUUAGUUGAGACUAUUGGUUGCAUGUCUCUCAAUAUAUGUAAAAUAAAUUAUCAACUUUUGAUUUUCUCUCUUUGGUAUAUGGUAAUGG
Molecule: messenger RNA, 1102 nt
Organism: Pyrus x bretschneideri (Chinese white pear)
Lineage: Eukaryota; Viridiplantae; Streptophyta; Magnoliopsida; Rosales; Rosaceae
Product: peroxidase 21
Exons: 5
Coding region: 26-1018 (330 amino acids)
Biological process (GO): hydrogen peroxide catabolic process; response to oxidative stress
Molecular function (GO): peroxidase activity; heme binding
Source: RefSeq, a predicted model, not a curated record